This is a messenger RNA of Hibiscus syriacus, 1899 nucleotides long. Its product is annotated as endoglucanase 24-like. Gene Ontology annotation, biological process: carbohydrate metabolic process. The record is from RefSeq and is a predicted model, not a curated record. Lineage: Eukaryota; Viridiplantae; Streptophyta; Magnoliopsida; Malvales; Malvaceae. Gene Ontology annotation, molecular function: hydrolase activity, hydrolyzing O-glycosyl compounds.
AAUACCAAAAUCCUUGUCCCAGUUUCACCUUCUUCUUUUAUUGCAAUUUCCAAAAGAGCCAUUCGUUGAUUCUCUUUUCGGCCAUUUAAGUUUACAAUAAAAUUGGUGAAGUCCUCACGUUCUGUGAAAGGCAUGUGAAGUUCACUGACAAAACCCCCAAAAAUCAGUGUCGGCGUUUCUUUACCUUUUCCCCCUCACUCUCCCUCGUGAAUCGUUCCCUACUAAUACUAACAUUUCCCACUAAAAGGGAAGAACAAGAGCCAAAGCCAUGAGACCUUCGUCUCUUCUCAUUAUUAUCUUCUCUCUCCCUUUGGUUCAAUCCAGUUACCUUAACUACUCCGACGCAUUGUCGAAAUCGAUUCUCUUUUUCGAGGGGCAACGGUCGGGGUUUUUGCCGGAAAACCAACGUGUAGGAUGGAGGGGUAAUUCGGGACUGAGUGAUGGGUGGAUGUACAACACGGACUUGACCGGCGGAUACUACGACGCCGGUGACAACGUUAAGUUCGGGUUUCCGAUGGCGUUUACCACGACGAUGCUGGCGUGGUGUGUGAUCGAGUUCGGAGAUUUAAUGCCGUCGAAUGAGCUGGGAAAUGCGCUUGUGGCGAUUCGUUGGGCCACUGAUUAUUUACUCAAAACCGUGUCUCAGCCUAACAGGAUUUUCGUCCAGGUUGGGGAUCCAAACAUAGACCAUAGCUGUUGGGAAAGACCGGAGGAUAUGGACACCGCCAGGACCGUUUACGCCGUGGAUGCACCGAACCCUGCUUCGGAUGUGGCUGGUGAGACGGCGGCCGCUCUUGCGGCUUCAUCCAUGGCGUUUAGAUCAGUAGACCCGGGAUAUGCGGAUACGUUGUUACGGAAUGCUGUUCAGGCUUUCCAUUUUGCCGACAAUUUCAGAGGUGCUUAUAGUGACAAUUCUAACAUUAGGGAUGGCGCCUGCCCUUUUUACUGUGACUUUAGCGGAUAUCAAGAUGAAUUGCUGUGGGGAGCAGCAUGGUUAAGAAAGGCUUCCCAAGACAACUCAUACCUUAGUUACUUGGAAAACAAUGGCAAAACCCUGGGUGCUGGUGACAAUAUUAAUGAAUUCGGUUGGGACAACAAGCAUGCUGGACUAAACGUUCUAGUCUCCAAGGAAGUGCUAGAGGGAAACAUGUACACUCUUGAGUCAUAUAAAGCCUCAGCCGAUAGCUUCAUGUGCACAUUAAUCCCUGAUUCGUCUUCAUCCCAUAUCGAGUACACCCCUGGUGGCCUCAUCUACAAGCCGGGAGGCAGCAACUUACAACACGCAACCACAAUCUCAUUCAUCCUCCUCGUUUAUGCUAAAUACCUGGAUCGGACCUCCCAAACCGUCAACUGUGGGAAUGAAUUUGUCUCUCCGGUUACGCUUCGCAUGCAGGCAAAGAAGCAGGUUGAUUACAUUUUAGGUGAAAAUCCAAUGGGAUUAUCGUACAUGGUAGGUUAUAGCAACUAUUUCCCGCAACGGAUUCAUCACCGUAGCUCAUCGUUACCGUCGGUAAAAGAUCACCCUGAGUUCAUUGGCUGCAAGGAAGGUUCUAGUUAUUUUAACUCGACGGAUCCUAACCCGAAUGUUUUGGUUGGGGCUAUGGGAGGGCCUGGAGAAGAUGAUGUUUAUGGAGAUGAUAGAGGUGAUUUUAGGCAAUCAGAGCCGACUACUUACAUCAAUGCACCAUUUGUUGGUGUGCUGGCUUAUUUUGCAGCCAAUCCCAAUCCUAGUUAACCACCAAAUCCGACUAGAUUUUGUACCAUAUUCCAUCAUUUUUUAAAGAAAAAAAGAUAGAAAAUGGUGUCUCCCAUCUUGAGUGAGGCAAAAGAGGGAAGAGGCUAAAUUGGUUCAUGAUCUUUGUGUUAAAUAUUGAAUCACAUCUCCUUGUGAUUCUUUUA